This is a messenger RNA of Caenorhabditis angaria, 406 nucleotides long. The record is from the annotation of a GenBank genome assembly. NCBI's taxonomy places the organism in Eukaryota, Metazoa, Nematoda, Chromadorea, Rhabditida, Rhabditidae.
AUGGCAACCGACGCUCAAAUGCAACAAGUUGCUGAAUUGGAAGUCGAAAUGAUGUCUGAUAUGUAUCGAAGAAUGACGACAGCUUGUCAGGCGAAAUGUAUUGCCACGUCAUUCAAAGAAUCCGAGUUGACCAAGGUAUUUUUGAUGGAAAUUGAUGGGAAAUCUGUAAUUUUGAGCUGAAAAUGCUCAUUUUUGACCAUUUUUCACGUAUUUUGGCUCAUUUUUGACCAUUUUUCACGAUUUUUGGCUCAUUUUCAGCCAAAUUUCACGAUUUUUGCAGGGCGAAGCAGUUUGUUUGGACCGAUGUGUUGCAAAAUAUUUGGAUGUUCACGAGAAGUUGGGAAAACGACUAACUUCAAUGUCACAAGGAGAUGAGGCGGCGCUUCAAAAAUUGGCUCAACAAUAA